Molecule: messenger RNA, 1737 nt
Organism: Adineta ricciae
Lineage: Eukaryota; Metazoa; Rotifera; Eurotatoria; Adinetida; Adinetidae
Source: the annotation of a GenBank genome assembly
AUGGUCGUCGUUGCUAGUACCCUGCUUUUCAUUAUAGUCGGUGUUGUUAUUGCGUUUACAACGUCUCAUCAUAAAUUAACUGAAGAUAGUGCAACCGAUGGUCUUCCAGCCAAUAAUCCUAUCAGGCAGCCUUGGAUCUGGCCUCUUCCUCAAACUUGGCAGCGUGGAAAUCAAACUAUCGAAUUUUCCGAAAACGUACGCUUCGACUUCGAGGGUAGCAGUUCUAUUUUGAACAAGGCUGUUCAACGUUAUCAGAGAUUAUUUUUUCUCAAAGAAACUCACCCUAUGAUUCCUUACAAUUGGUCUACCACAUCGACAAUCGUAGCGUAUGUUCUAAACAAAAUUCAUAUUCAAGUACAGGAUAUUUCCGAGGAGCUGAGCAUAGAAACAGACGCAUCUUACUCGUUAAUCAUUCUAGCUGCUCAAUACGAUAGAGUGCAAAUCAAAGCCAAGACUGUUUUUGGUGCUCUCUACGCUCUGGAAACGCUCUCUCAAAUCGUGCGCUGGUCACCUGUUCACCAGACUUUUGUCAUUCCAAACGCUCCCUGGAACAUCAUCGAUUAUCCGAAAUAUAAACAUCGGGGUCUUCUUCUCGAUACUUCACGCCAUUAUUACGACGUGCAAGAUCUUCAUAAAGUCAUCGAUACAAUGUCAUGGAACAAAAUGAACGUCUUCCAUUGGCAUUUUCUUGAUGCGACAUCAUUCCCUUACGCUUCCAAAGCAUAUCCGCAACUGGCAAACAAGGGAGCUUACAGUCCUGUACAUCAGUAUACAAAUGAUGAUAUUCGCAACCUGGUGCAGUAUGCGAAAGAGCGUGGAGUACGCGUCAUACCUGAACUUGAAGCUCCUGGACACAGUACUUCCUGGGCAUACGGAAUUCCUGAAAUUGUAUCGUGCGUCAACAAGGUUCCCUACGCAGGGUUUACCGUUCAACCACCAAGUGGCCAAUUAAACAUUGCUAACAGCAAGACCAAAGAAGUGGUCAAUACUAUCAUAGAUGAGUUAUCUGAAUUGUUUCCUGACUCGUGGUUCCAUGCAUCCGGUGACGAAGUAAUCAUGAACUGCUGGACAAACGAUACUCAGAUCGUAUCAUAUCUGGCAGAAAGGAACAUGACCAUUAUGGAACUCUUUCGAAGUUUUGUCAUCGAUAUGCAGAAUCAUAUUCGUUCUCGCCAUAAGACUGUAAUGGUUUGGCAGGAAAUGUUGCUAGAAUAUAAUUUUACUCUGCCGACAGAUACGAUAGUGCAGAUUUGGAUCGGUUCUUCUGGAGUAAAAGCUGCAACUCAAAAAGGAUACAAGACCGUUGUUUCUUCGAGUGAUUAUUGGUAUUUAGAUACUGGUUAUGGUAAACCACGAAGCAAUCCUUAUUCGAAUGUACCCGGAGCAGGCUACAAUCAUUGGAAUAGAGUUUAUUCUUAUGAUAUAAGAGCGAAUCUAACCGAAGACGAAGCAAAUUUGAUUCAGGGAGGAGAAGUUUGCAUGUGGAGUGAACUGGCCGAUAGGACUAACUUCGAAGGAAAAAUUUGGCCACGAGCAGCAGCAGCUGGUGAACGAUUGUGGUCAGGCUAUGAGACACCCACUGGUGAAACCAUUGCGAGCGAUGAUGCUAUUCUUCGGUUAUUGCCAUGGCGCGAACUUAUGGUUCUUCGAGGCACGAUGGCGUCGCCUCUCAAUCAAGGCUUCUGCACUCGUAAUCCACUUGAUUGCUUCCAAGUUGAACAUAUUCAAACAGCUUGA